Geodia barretti is the source of this 1380-nucleotide messenger RNA. The record is from the annotation of a GenBank genome assembly. NCBI's taxonomy places the organism in Eukaryota, Metazoa, Porifera, Demospongiae, Tetractinellida, Geodiidae.
AUGGAUCAGGGACUGAGUGCGGAAGCCUUUCAGAGGGCGAGAGCGCUGCACGGUAAGAACGAGGUGUCCCCAGAGGGAGACGCGUUUCCUUUUAAAGCGUUUCUGAAAUCGUUGCUCACGUGGCGUGUAAUUGUUUUGGGAGUCGCGACAGUCAUCCUGGGUGCUGCCUUAGUCAACGGUACGAGCGGCGUUACACUCCAUGCAGUAAGCGUUGUCGGAGCAGUUCUGGUUAUUCAUGCCGUGUUCGCAUACAUGAUGGAACACCGCAUUCGCAGCCGUGAUAUCAACCAUAAUAGGCUCAUAGUGCAUAGUAUCAAGGUUAUUCGACAAGGGAAAUUAGAUGAGUGCGUACCAGAGGACAUCGUGCCUGGGGACCUACUCCCUUUCAGUGCAGGGGACUAUGUGCCUGCUGAUGCCAGGAUCAUUGAAUCAGAAGGUCUUAUGAUUGACGAGUCCGUGCUCUUUGGCACCGAGGAACCUGUGCAAAAGGUAGGGGUGGAUAUUCAAGAUAGUACUGUACCGCCUCAAAAACAGAAAAACAUGGCGUUCGGCGGGACCUACGUUGUAGCAGGGCAUGGAGUUGCAAUCGUUGUGCAGACAGGGAGGCAGUUGGAAAUAUGGAAACAACGUCCGAAUGCGCGUCCAACGCUCGUCUUGAAUACCCUCGCUGAAGAGCGGCAAGAAACUAUUGAGACAAUGUCACCUGGCGGAAAAAUUCCACAGGGUGCCCCACACUUAGUGUUCACAGCAGGACUCGGUGCUUCUGAUGGGCAGGAUACGGACAGUGCCGACCUCUUUAACACACGGACAACUUCCGAGAUGGAACUGUCCCCCCAGAUCGCCAUCCAAAAGGACGUGAAAAAACUCGGCUACCAACUGGAAAGUGUGAAGACUCGACUUCCGUUGGUGAACACGUAUCCCUUGAACCCUAACUACCCCUAUCAAAUGCAAGUGUUCGAGUCAGCACCUGAAGAUUAUCUUAAUAUCAUCUUUGGAGAUGCUCCAACAGUGCUUGACACCUGCGGUUAUGUGCUCAUUAAUGGCGAAGUUACACCCUUAUCAGACGACAGGUACGAAAUGUAUCAUGAAAUCAUAGACUAUCUGAUGAGUACGAAAACACAGGUCUAUGGCGUAGCCUUUCAUUCCUCUGAUGUUAUUCUGAAACCGCAGGAAAUGGAAUACAAUCCCAUCUUUUUAGGGUUUAUCAGUUUUUCUGCCAACAAUGAUGAACGGACGAAGGCAAUCCUGAAGUCCAGCCUUGAUACUGGACUCAAAAUUAUCCUCAUCACUGAAAGCGAGGAGCAAGAAACAGUCGAUCUCGCGAAGGAUCUUGGGCUUAUCCACAACCGGAAAGCAGUGGUGUCAAAGGAUGAACUUGAA